Molecule: messenger RNA, 444 nt
Organism: Chondrus crispus (carragheen)
Lineage: Eukaryota; Rhodophyta; Florideophyceae; Gigartinales; Gigartinaceae
Exons: 1
Coding region: 1-444 (147 amino acids)
Source: RefSeq, a predicted model, not a curated record
AUGAAGACACCCAAGCGCAAGUCGAACUCCACUUCUCAGUGGUUUCGACAUGAAGUGAAGAGGUUCAACGACGCUGCAUGUACAUCCGACUGUAAAUCGAGAUGGGGAUCCUCAACGGAGUAUUCAGAAUACCCGAAGUUGCUGAGGGCUACGUGCGCGAUUUCAAACCAGUCUAUUGAGAGCAAACUCGGCAUCAAUAAUGACAAAGCUUCAUGGGUUUCAAAAGCAAACAAGUCCUUCUCCAGAUCGUGCUCGGUCCAGACAGACGAUACUGCUGAUGACUUGGAGCACUCGUCUGCCGCAGCGCCGUUAAAUCUCACGUUUAGUUCAGUUUACCAGCGAUAUUCAUCAAACGGGCAUGGGCGUGCAGGACGCCGAAGAACAGGUUUCGAUGACGUGCGGAGAAGGUAUGUACCGAAAAGCAAGGCUGCGCUUUGCCAAUAG